Molecule: messenger RNA, 2806 nt
Organism: Notothenia coriiceps (black rockcod)
Lineage: Eukaryota; Metazoa; Chordata; Actinopteri; Perciformes; Nototheniidae
Gene: diaph1
Product: diaphanous related formin 1
Exons: 11
Coding region: 117-1601 (494 amino acids)
Biological process (GO): actin filament polymerization
Cellular component (GO): actin filament
Source: RefSeq, a predicted model, not a curated record
AAAAAGAAGAGGAGGAUCUGGAGGAUAAGAAAUCUAUAAAGAAGAGAAUUAAAGAGCUCAAGGUGCUCGAUGCUAAGAUUGCACAAAAUCUAUCCAUCUUCCUGGGAUCCUUCCGUAUGCCUUAUCAGGAAAUUUGUCGAAUGAUAGUGGAAGUGGAUGAGGAGCAACUCACUGAACCAAUGAUCCAGAACCUUGUGAAGCACCUACCUGAACAAGAGCAGCUGAACGCCUUGGCCAAGUUUAAAAACGAGUACGCCAAUUUGUCAGAGCCUGAGCAGUUUGGGGUUGUGAUGAGCAGUGUGAAGCGGCUGCGUCCUCGUCUCAGCAACAUCCUCUUCCGGCUGCAGUUUGAGGAGCAGGUUAACAACAUCCGUCCAGACAUCCUGGCAGUGAACGCUGCGUGUGACGAGGUCAGGAAGAGCCGCUCUUUCGGACGCUUGCUGGAGCUGGUUCUGCUGCUGGGAAAUUACAUGAAUGCAGGCUCUCGCAACGCCCAAUCAUAUGGCUUCGACCUCAGCUCCCUCUGCAAGCUAAAGGAUACUAAGUCAGCGGACCAAACAACCACAUUACUCCAUUUCCUGACGCAAGUAUGUGAGGAGGAGUUUCCAGAUGUGAUCUCGUUUGUUGAAGACCUGGACCAUGUAGACCGAUCUAGCAGAGUGUCUGCAGAGAAUCUGGAAAAGAGCCUCAGGCAGAUGGAGAGGCAGCUGCUGCAGCUGGAGAGAGACCUGGAGACUUUCUCCUCCCCUGAUGACCCCAACGACAUGUUCUUCACUAAAAUGGCUAGCUUCGGAAAGGUUGCCAGGGAGCAGUAUGACAAGCUGGUGAUAAUGCACGGCAACAUGGAGACGCUGUAUCACAACAUGCUGGAGUACUUUGCCAUUGAUCCCAAGAAGACCUCUGUUGAGGAGCUGUUCACUGAUCUCAGCAACUUCCGUGCCAUGUUCACUCAAGCUCUAAAGGAUAACCUGAAGCGGAGAGAAACGGAGGAGAAGCAGAGGAGAGCACGUGCAGCGAAGGAGAAAGCUGAGCGUGAGAAGCAAGAGAGACAGCAGAAGAAGAGGAGGCUGCUGGAAGUCAAUGGAGAGAAUGAUGAGACAGGUGUGAUGGAUAGUUUGCUGGAAGCCCUACAGUCUGGAGCUGCAUUCAGAGACCGCAGGAAGAGAGCACCAAGACCCAGAGAUAACCAGCAGAAGACAAUCAGCCCCAGCUCCUUCCGCCAGGUUCUCAGGCCUGUUAACCAUGAAAACAACAAGGUACCUUUACAAAGGUCUCGCUCUCGGCAGAAUAUGAAUUUAGGUUCAGCGGUGUUGAAAGCUCCCCCUCCCAAGGAGGCCCACAAUGAAUCUGAGGGUCACCCGUCUUCGGCCCGGACGAAGGAGGCGGGCCGCAGGUACAGGAACAACCCGGCUCCGAGCCACUGGCUGAGCAGGGAGAGGGCGGGUGACAGAGAGACGGUGAGGAGCACUGAGAAAGAGACGGAGGUGGAGAAAGAGCCUCCGUCCCUUCUGCUGUCCUCCACUGUUCCUGCGGUGAACAGCUGUAGCUCCAACGGAGAGUCCGAUGUGGAGGCUCUCCUGGCCAGACUUAGGGCGUUGUGAGGUUUGUUUUUCACAUUAGCUCUGAAUUGGCAAAUAUGUACAGCUGACAGUCUGUUAGUACCUGCAGAUAUUAACAUAGUGAAUGUGACCAAAAAGAUUAAACUUCAUAAAGUCAUCAAAAAAGCAGAACAUUUAGUAAUAAAGAUUAUGAAGGAUUUAUGAGGUGUAAAGUAGCAGGGCAAAUCAUUUAAGAUUUAGAUUCACUGUAGCUAACCAAACAAAGAUACUUUUUAAGAGCUUCAUAGAAAAUAUGUUUGUAUAAAAGUACCAUUUGAGGACCAAGCUUUUAACACUUAGACAUCAAUCACUCAGUUGUUCAGGUAGAGCUCAGAUAGAUGGUCAAACAGAAGGACACUUCAAAUAGAUAAUAUAUUACAAAAGUUGUGAUCGAAUAAAAACACUUAAGCACAUUUGUCAUACAGCCCAAAUACGAUAAGAAGAAGACUCUCAAACCUGAUCCUGUAGAGUGCACUGCCCAAAGCUCUUGGCUAUCAUUUAUAUCUUCAUUCAAAUUUGAAUAAAACUUCAUACUCAGAAAGUAAAACAUGCGACAUAGCUAAGCACUUAUUGUGUGAUCCAGAACUAUGCAAUUUCCCAAAUAAAUUACAGCCGAUUCCUAAAAAUGCUAAUAAACCUUUAUCCUAUCCUUUAUCUUGUCUUACCUUUAGUUUAGUUUACGAUGUAUGCUACACUUAAAACGUAAAGCUAAUUUCUGCUUUUAUUACUUUCAUUAUUUAAUUACUAUCCUCUCUCUUUUUGUGUUCCUGUGUGAGUCCUUUCCACCCUGUGAUGGGGUGUCUUUUAUAUUCAAAGCAUUGAUCGCAUUGUUUGUAUUAUCUAAAAAUAAAAAAUCCCAAAAAUAUGUAUUCUAUAAAACUAUAAAUAUAAAAACACAAAAGAUGCAAGUAAUGACAUAUGAUUGUAUUACAGUAUGUGUUACAGUUUUAAGAAGUUGGUUUUGAUUGUACUAUAUCUGUCUCUGUCAUUGAUGGUGAAAACAUCUCUACAGUGGGAAAAGUCUGCAGUAAGGGAACAGUAUCGGAGAGUGUUUUGUUCACAAUGUGGCACGAAAAAAACAAGUUAUUCCAUCCAAAAUGUAACCAGAACUGAUGCUGCUUUUUUUCUCCUACACUCCCACCAAAAUGACUCACAUUUGUACCUUUAUUUGCUCACUUUUAUAGUCCUAUUUGCAAUAAACUGAAGAA